This is a messenger RNA of Perca flavescens (yellow perch), 1161 nucleotides long. It is a transcript of the gene eef1akmt2, whose product is annotated as EEF1A lysine methyltransferase 2. The coding region runs from base 208 to 948 and encodes 246 amino acids. Gene Ontology annotation, molecular function: protein-lysine N-methyltransferase activity. Gene Ontology annotation, cellular component: cytoplasm. Lineage: Eukaryota; Metazoa; Chordata; Actinopteri; Perciformes; Percidae. The transcript is spliced from 7 exons. The record is from RefSeq and is a predicted model, not a curated record.
GGAUUUACAGAGUUCAAAGGAAAGUUGGAGAAAUUAGGUGUGCAGGAAGGAGCAGGAGAGAAGAGACAUCAAGACUUAAAUUUGGACACACUGGACUAAACUAAAUAGAUGGCGAUAAUGCACCAAACCGUUGUUUGCCAACCGCCAAUAAACCUCAAAGAAGAAGAAGAAUUGUAGGCGAAGAGAGCAUCCAGCCAUAUACUGUCUAUGAUCCAGCCUCCUCUCUCCAGCAUGGAAGACACCACUGAAAACGUGGACGUAGAAAGUGGAAAUACCUCAGACCCAGAGGAAGACAAUUGUUCAGAUAACGACUUUGAACCUUCAAAACUUGGAACGAAAGAAUAUUGGGAAGAUGCGUACCAAAAAGAACUUGAGACAUUCACAGACAUUGGGGAUGUUGGUGAGAUAUGGUUUGGUGAAGGAAGCAUGAGCCGUGUGCUGCGAUGGAUGGACAAAGCUAAUAUCCCAGAAAAUGCUGCCAUUCUUGACAUUGGCACUGGAAAUGGAGCCUUUUUAGUUGAACUGGCUAAACACGGAUACAGGAAUCUGACUGGUAUAGAUUAUUCGUCAGCGUCUGUAGAAUUGGCCAGAACUAUUCUGCACACGGAGGGUUUGACGGAUGUCACUGUGAAGGAGAUGGAUUUCCUUAACUGCCAUGGGGACCUAAAGGGUUUUGAUGUCUGCAUCGACAAAGGAACAUUCGAUGCAAUAAGCUUAAACCCAGACAACUCCAAGGAGGGCAAAAAAAUGUAUCUCAAAGUUUUAAAAGAUGCUCUAAAGGACAAAGGAUUCUUCGCUGUCACCUCCUGUAACUGGACAAAAGAGCAGCUGCUAGACAGGUUCAGUGAAGGAUUUGAUUUUGUACAGGAGUUGCCUACAACAAGUUUCCAAUUUGGAGGCAAGACGGGCAACAGUGUGACAGCACUCAUCUUCAAGCGAGUACAUUGAUUCACAUGUCCCCAGAGGAAAUUUUUAUUUUUUUGUCAUCAAUUCUGAAGUUUUAUAACAGGAAAUCAUACUUCCUGUGCAGACAUUUUCUACCAGACCUGAUUGUAUAGUAUUUGAUUUUUAAAGAUUUGUGUAAUGAAGCAGGCAUACAGUGUAACUGAUUGGAACAAUACUCUUGAAAUAAAUAAAUAUGUUUUGUUGCUGUCAUAUUAA